UGCCCCCUUCCCGGGCGGGGUCCGGGAUCGUUUCUUUCUCUGUUCCCACGACUAAGGAAGGGUCUCGCUAUGCGGGCGCUUGCGCAAGGCUGGCCACUGGCACUACUGCUGGGGUUCUGUUACGCGCGGAAGCCACCUGGCAAACCUCGCAAUGUUCUCCUUAUUGUAGCUGAUGAUGGUGGUUUUGAGAGCGGUGCGUACAACAACACAGCCAUCAAUACUCCAAACCUGGAUGCCUUGGCCCGGCAUAGUUUGAUCUUCCGGAAUGCCUUUACCUCUGUCAGCAGCUGUUCUCCCAGCCGGGCCAGCCUCCUGACAGGCCUGCCCCAGCACCAGAAUGGGAUGUAUGGGCUCCAUCAGGAUGUACAUCACUUCAACUCCUUUGACCGUGUUCGUAGCCUUCCUCUACUGCUCAGCAAGGCAGGGAUCCGGACAGGGAUCAUUGGGAAGAAACAUGUUGGACCGGAGGCUGUGUAUCCCUUUGACUUUGCCUACACUGAGGAGAAUGGCUCUGUCUUGCAGGUCGGGAGGAAUAUCACUCGGAUCAAGCUACUUGUUCGGAAAUUCCUCCGCAGCCAAGAUGAAAAGCCUUUUUUCUUCUAUGUUGCUUUCCAUGAUCCUCACCGCUGUGGCCACUCUCAACCCCAGUAUGGAGCCUUUUGUGAAAAAUUCGGCAAUGGAGAGACUGGCAUGGGCUGGAUCCCAGACUGGAAACCACAACAUUACAGCCCAGAUCAAGUGCAGGUACCGUAUUUUGUGCAGGAUACGCCAGCUGCUCGUUCAGAUUUGGCUGCUCAGUACACAACAAUUGGCCGCAUGGAUCAAGGUAUUGGCCUUGUCCUGGAGGAGCUGCACAAUGCUGGCUUCAGCAACAAUACACUUGUGAUCUACACAUCAGACAACGGCAUCCCCUUCCCCAGUGGCAGAACCAACCUGUAUUGGUCAGGCACAGCUGAACCCCUCCUCAUCUCUUCCCCUGAACAUCCUGCACGCUGGGGGCAGGUCAGCAAUGCCUAUGCCAGUCUUCUGGAUAUCACCCCUACCAUUUUGGAUUGGUUCUCUGUGCCAUAUCCCAGCUACAGCCUCUUUGGGAAGCGGAGGGUGCAACUCACAGGGAAGUCCCUGCUGCCAGCCCUGUUGUCAGAGCCAUCGUGGGCAACUGUCUUUGCGAGCCAGAGCUUGCACGAGGUGACUAUGCACUACCCCAUGAGAGCUGUGCAGCGUGGCUCCCUGCGUUUUAUCCACAACCUGCAGAACCGCGUGUCCUUCCCCAUUGACCAAGAUUUCUAUGUUUCACCCACAUUCCAAGACUUGUUGAAUAGGACUCAGGAAGGGCAGCCCACCCACUGGAACAAGACAUUGCACAGCUACUAUUACCGAGAACGCUGGGAGCUCUAUGAUCACAGCACGGACCCCACUGAAAGCAGGAACUUGGCUUCUGACCCUCGCUAUGCUCAGGCUCUCCAGGAGCUACAGGGGCUUCUACUGAAGUGGCAGUGGGAAACGGAUGACCCCUGGGUGUGUGUGCCUGACGGGGUCCUGGAAGAUAAGCCCAGCCCCCAGUGUCGGCCUCUCCACAAUGAACUGUGAUUUGAGUUUCUUGUGGUUGCUAUGACUUCCUCAUGCAAAACAACAGCAGAAGGAAAAGAGCUAAAGCAGGCUUCUGUUUUAACUUGCAAACUUUGCAGUAUGUACAACUGAAUACUUAUGAGGUUGCAGUUAGGGGAAGGACAGCUGUUGUCAAAUGCCAGAGUGUGGCUUCUGCCCACAGAAAGGGAAGCCGAUGUUCUAAGAACUAAAAUAUAUCCACCAACUCAGGCAGAACACCCUUUCCAAAAUAUUUGCUGUCAAAGAGAUAAGAUAGCUGCCAGAUGGAGCAGAACAUUCUGCAGGCAGCACUUACCCCAUCUAGAUCAGUAGAAGAUGGGCCAUCCAGACUGUGGUUUAUCAAAAAUAGUGCCUUUCUAGGAAUCUGAAAAGGACAGAGCCAGCUCAAAACUUCACAGGAGCACUUCUUCGUCCUCUCACAGCAGUCUGCACCACCUUAGAACACAUACAUGGGAACAUUAUUUUGAAAGCAUUCUCUCCUCAGAUUUCUGCAUAUGUGGAAAGCUGGUGGAGAGAAGGCAGCAUGCUUGAAAGCAAGCAGUCCUUUGUCUGCAAGCUGGGGUGGUACAGGCACAUAAGACAGCUGAUCCAUAUUAAAAGCAAUGUAGUUCAGUUGGGCUAUUGAAGUGAAUCCUAGACUAAGCAACCAUGUAGCUAAAACCACUGAGUCAACAAAUGAGGAAGCAAGUGGUUACAAUGCUGAUGUCGCUGGUUCUCAGCAGGCUGCUUCACUGCGUCAUUCCUUUGCUGAAAAUGGGAACAGCAACAAGAACAGCUGAUGGCUCCUGAUGGUUGCCUGUUCUAGGGAGAAGGUGAAAACUCAGAGUUGUAGCUCAGAGUCACUGGUGCGCACACCAACAAGAAGCAGGAAAUAUAUGAAAUGAUACCAAGAAUUUUAAUUCAAUGCCAUUAUAAUUCAGGUAGAGCCAUCUCUUUACAUGCUGCUUUACAAAAUGAAAUAAAAUUUGACACAUUUUUUUAAA
Heteronotia binoei (common prickly gecko) is the source of this 2591-nucleotide messenger RNA. Its product is annotated as N-sulphoglucosamine sulphohydrolase-like. Bases 70 to 1590 code for a protein of 506 amino acids. Gene Ontology annotation, molecular function: N-sulfoglucosamine sulfohydrolase activity. The record is from RefSeq and is a predicted model, not a curated record. NCBI's taxonomy places the organism in Eukaryota, Metazoa, Chordata, Lepidosauria, Squamata, Gekkonidae. The transcript is spliced from 9 exons. Gene Ontology annotation, biological process: heparan sulfate proteoglycan catabolic process; glycosaminoglycan catabolic process.